Molecule: messenger RNA, 1282 nt
Organism: Syngnathoides biaculeatus (alligator pipefish)
Lineage: Eukaryota; Metazoa; Chordata; Actinopteri; Syngnathiformes; Syngnathidae
Gene: psmd7
Product: proteasome 26S subunit, non-ATPase 7
Exons: 8
Coding region: 96-1076 (326 amino acids)
Biological process (GO): proteasome-mediated ubiquitin-dependent protein catabolic process
Cellular component (GO): proteasome complex; proteasome regulatory particle
Molecular function (GO): protein binding; metallopeptidase activity
Source: RefSeq, a predicted model, not a curated record
GUGACGCGGGGCUUCUGCGGAAGUGCAGCCUCGCCGCCGCCGCGGUUGUUUUCAGGGUUUCGGUGGUGGCGAGCGUCGGAACAGCGAAGAAGAAAAUGCCCGAGCUAGCGGUGGAGAAUGUGGUCGUCCACCCUUUGGUAUUGCUCAGCGUGGUCGACCAUUUUAACAGAAUAGGGAAGGUUGGCAAUCAGAAAAGAGUGGUGGGAGUCCUCUUGGGGUCGUGGCAGAAGAAAGUUCUUGAUGUGUCAAAUAGCUUCGCAGUACCGUUCGACGAAGAUGACAGGGAUGACUCCGUGUGGUUCCUGGACCACGACUACUUGGAGAACAUGUACGGCAUGUUCAAGAAAGUCAACGCCAGAGAGCGAAUUGUGGGAUGGUAUCACACGGGGCCCAAGUUGCAUAAGAACGACAUCGCCAUCAACGAGCUCAUCAAGCAGUACUGCACAAAUUCAGUGUUAGUCAUUAUUGACGUGAAGCCCAAAGACCUCGGCCUUCCAACGGAAGCGUACAUCUCCGUAGAAGAAAUACACGAUGACGGAACUCCGACAUCCAAAACGUUCGAGCACGUCACCAGCGAGAUCGGAGCCGAGGAAGCCGAAGAAGUGGGAGUGGAACACCUGCUCAGAGAUAUCAAGGACACCACGGUGGGCACGCUGUCGCAGCGCAUCACCAACCAGGUCCACGGUCUGAAGGGGCUCAACUCCAAGCUGCUGGAGAUCCGGUCGUACCUGGAGAGGGUUGCCGCCGGCAACCUGCCCAUCAACCACCAGAUCAUCUACCAGCUGCAGGACGUCUUCAACCUGCUGCCCGACGUCAAUCUGCUGGAGUUCACCAAGGCGUUCUACCUGAAGACCAACGACCAGAUGCUGGUGGUCUACCUGGCGUCGCUGAUCCGGUCCGUGGUGGCCCUGCACAACCUGAUCAACAACAAGAUCUCCAACCGGGACGCCGAGAAGAAGGAGGGCCAGGAGAAGGAGGAGGGCAAGAAGGAGAAGAAGGACGACAAGGAGAAGAAGGACGACAAGGAGAAGGACAAAACGGACGGCGCCAAGAAAGACGACAAGAAGAAGAAAUGAGCGCCUGGCGGGCUACGGGUCGGACUCGCGCUCAAGCGUCGGUUUAGAAAGACUGUCCUUGAUGAAGAGCGUGCUGAUGUUGGCUUCUUUUGUGUUCUGAAAGACCAGAACAUUUUUUUUUUUUGGUGUGUUUUCAUAGCUGCUACCCUACCACAAGUACGCCGACUUUGUGUAUCACUUAUUAAAUUGGACCCCUUUUCGAUUGA